Molecule: messenger RNA, 5303 nt
Organism: Phyllopteryx taeniolatus (common seadragon)
Lineage: Eukaryota; Metazoa; Chordata; Actinopteri; Syngnathiformes; Syngnathidae
Gene: atp8b1
Product: ATPase phospholipid transporting 8B1
Exons: 31
Coding region: 119-4219 (1366 amino acids)
Biological process (GO): Golgi organization; phospholipid translocation
Cellular component (GO): plasma membrane
Molecular function (GO): ATP binding; magnesium ion binding; ATPase-coupled intramembrane lipid carrier activity
Source: RefSeq, a predicted model, not a curated record
AGCUCCAACAGAGGAACUGCAGGGCAUGGAUCAUGACAACGUGAACCGGCAGCAUUAACUGCGACGGUAACAAAUUUGGAAAAGCAAGAUAUUCCCCAUCCAGGGUCUUAAGGAGUGGAUGCUGCGGGCUACGGCUCAUAAGAUGAUUCGUGGCUCGUGUCAGCCUAAAAACUACAGGCUUCUGGAGUUCAUAAAUUAUCCGUCUAAUCAGAAUCAGAAUCAUCUUUAUUGGCCACGUACAGUGUUUGUAGUGUGGAACGUGUUAAACCGGUCGUGUGGCUUCGUGAGGGCCGGACAGGUGAGGCUACGGUGGGGUGGAGGAGGAAGGGCGGAGUGCUGUGGUGUCAGAACAACCAGGAAGGAAGAAACAUGGUGCGGUGACACAGCAGCCGGACACCCACGGACAACAGUAUUCAUCCUAUUUUUAUCAAGUUGUUCCCACCCUUCAGCAAAGAACACGUUAAGUACCUGCGGUGUCAUAAUGAGUAUGCGCGUGGGCACCCACGGGUCUGUGGGGCCCAACGAUGAGGUCAUGCCAUACAGUGAUGAUGAGACAGAUGAUGAGCUGGACGUGAGCACAGACGAGGAACAAGAGGAGACGCCAGGAGCCCCGCAGCCCGCUGUGGAAAUCAGACCAAGUGAGAUUGGCUGGAAGGUGAAAGCCAAUGACCGACCUUACCACCAUCUGCCAGAAUUUAAUAAAAAAGUAUUCCUAUGCAUCAAGAAGAGCAGAUACUCUGGGAACGCCAUCAAGACAUACAAAUACAACAUCCUUACAUUCCUUCCCCUCAACUUAUACGAGCAGUUUAAGAGAGUUGCCAACCUCUACUUCUUGGCUCUUCUUAUCCUACAGAGUAUUCCAACUAUUACGACUCUGCCUUGGUACACCACUCUGAUUCCUCUGGUUGUGGUUCUGGGAGUAACUGCCAUCAAAGACCUGGUGGACGAUAUUGCUCGACACAAGAUGGACAAGGAGAUUAAUAACAGGAAAUGUGAGGUCUUGCUCGAUGGCAGAUUUCAGGAUUCAAAGUGGAGACACAUCGAGGUUGGAGAUGUAGUUCGUCUGAAGAAAAAUGAUUUUAUUCCGGCGGACAUUUUGCUGUUAUCCAGCACAAACCCAAACAGCCUGUGCUAUGUGGAAACAGCAGAGCUUGAUGGAGAGACCAACCUAAAGUUUAAGAUGGGACUGCGAGUAACUGAUGAAAGACUACAGGAAGAACGUCAAUUGGCUCAAUUUGAUGCUCUGAUUGAGUGUGAAGAGCCCAACAACCGUCUGGAUAAGUUCACAGGGGUGAUGCACUGGAAGAUGGACCAAUAUCCCCUGGACCUGGACAACAUGCUGCUCCGAGGUUGCAAGAUCAGAAAUACUGAAGAAUGUCAUGGACUCGUCAUCUUUGCAGGUGCUGACACAAAAAUCAUGAGAAAUGGUGGAAAGACAAGGUUCAAAAGGACCAAGAUUGAUGAGCUAAUGAACUAUAUGGUGUACACUAUCUUUGUCCUCCUGAUCCUGGUGGCAGCAGGACUUGCCAUUGGUCACAGCUUCUGGUAUGAGGAAAUCGGGUCCAACGCCUGGUAUAUCUAUGACGCUAGAGAUGAUAGUACCUCCUACAGAGGAUUCCUCAGCUUCUGGGGCUAUAUCAUUGUUCUGAACACCAUGGUGCCUAUUUCACUCUAUGUGAGUGUGGAGGUGAUUCGUCUAGGCCAGAGUAAGUUCAUCAACUGGGACCUGCAGAUGUACUAUGCAGAGAAAGACACACCAGCAAAGGCUCGAACCACCACCCUGAAUGAGCAGCUUGGACAGAUUGAAUACAUCUUCUCAGACAAGACAGGAACGCUGACACAAAACAUCAUGCAGUUCAAAAAGUGCACCAUCGCCGAACGCAGCUAUGGUAACCCAACUACUGCUGAGGGAGUGAUUCUGGACCGCGGAAAGCCAGUGGACUGGAGCUGGAAUCAGUAUGCUGACAAAAAAUUCCAAUUCAUGGAUAAUUCCCUUGUUGCCUGUUUGCGAUCCAAGAAGGAUAAAGAUGCGCUUGAAUUCUUCAGACUCCUCUCCCUUUGUCACACUGUCAUGGUGGAGAACAAGGAUGGCGAGUUGGUGUACCAAGCAGCGUCUCCAGAUGAGGGUGCACUAGUGACAGCUGCUCGGAACUUUGGCUUUGUCUUUCUUUCCCGAACUCAGGACACCAUCACCAUCAGAGAGAUGGAACAGGAGAAAACCUACCAGAUGUUGGCGCUGCUCGACUUCAACUCUGAUCGCAAACGCAUGUCCAUCAUCUUGAAGUUUCCAGAUGGUCGUAUUCGUCUAUACUGCAAAGGAGCUGACACAGUCAUCUACCAGCGACUUUCGCCCAAUUCUAAGCACAAGGAGUCUACUCAGUCUGCGCUGGAUAAAUUUGCCAGAGAGACCUUGCGGACACUGUGCUUGUGCUACAAAGACAUCAGCAGUGGCGAGUAUGAAGCCUGGUCCAAGAAACACAUGGAUGCUCAGGUGACACUGGUCAACAGAGAGGCUGCCCUGGAUCAAGUUUAUGAGCUGAUUGAGAAAAACCUUUUGCUGAUUGGAGCGACAGCCAUCGAAGACAAACUGCAGGAUGGCGUACCAGAAACCAUCGCCAAACUAGCCAAGGCCGAUAUCAAGAUCUGGGUUUUGACUGGAGAUAAGAAAGAAACUGCGGAAAACAUCGGAUUUUCAUGCUCACUUUUGACUGACGACAUGCACCUUCACUAUGGAGAGGAUGUCAAUGAGAAGCUAAACCUCCGUCAGGCUAAGAGGAGACACGAGCCUCCGACUGAGAGUCGAGGCAGAAGGAAACCUGGAGAGCCAUUUUUCCCUGAACCGGGCAAAAAUGGACUUGUUAUCACUGGAGGAUGGCUGAACGAGAUUCUGUAUGAAAAGAAGAAGAAACGCCGCCGUUUGCGUCUUCGUCGUCUGGGAAAGCGACCGCCUCCCAGCAGCCCUCAGGAUGGACAACCAAUGAACGACUGGGAGAAGGAGAUGAGACAGAUUGACUUUGUGGACAUGGCCUGCGAGUGUGAAUCAGUGAUUUGCUGUCGUGUCACACCAAAGCAGAAAGCUAACGUGGUCAGUUUGGUGAAGAAGUACAAGAAGGCAGUGACGUUGUCCAUAGGCGACGGGGCCAAUGAUGUCAACAUGAUCAAGACUGCAGACAUUGGUGUUGGCAUCAGUGGUCAAGAGGGGAUGCAGGCUGUGAUGUCCAGUGACUUCGCCUUUGCUCAGUUCCGUUACUUGCAACGACUCCUGCUCGUGCAUGGACGUUGGUCUUACAUUAGAAUGUGCAAGUUCCUUCGGUUCUUUUUCUUCAAGAACUUCGCCUUUACAUUGGUCCAUUUCUGGUACUCUUUCUUCAGCGGAUACUCGGCACAGGUGGCCUAUGAGGACUGGUUCAUCACGCUCUACAAUCUUUUUUACAGCAGCUUACCAGUUCUUCUAGUUGGACUGCUCGACCAGGACGUUAAUGACAGACUGAGCCUCAAGUUUCCCAAGCUAUACCUGCCCGGUCAGCAGGGGACGUUGUUCAACUACAGGAACUUCUUCAUCAGCUUGUUCCAUGGCAUCUUCGUCUCCCUUAUUAUCUUCUUCAUUCCUUACGGCGCAUUCCUGCAGACCAUGGGGCAAGAUGGAGAAGCCCCCUCAGAUUACCAGUCUUUCGCCGUCGUCACUGCCUCAUCACUGAUUUUUACCGUCAAUCUACAGAUCUCGCUGGAUACCUCCUACUGGACCUUUGUCAACUGUUUUGCUGUUUUAGGAAGCAUAGCCAUCUAUUUUGGCAUUAUGUUUGACUUGCACAGUGCUGGAAUUCACGUCAUCUUUACCCCGUUUUUUACCUUCACGGGGGCAGCCUCAAACGCUCUGCGUCAGCCUUACUUGUGGUUAACCAUAAUCCUCACAGUGGGCAUCAGCCUGCUGCCGGUCAUCUGCAUCCAGUUCCUCCAUAAAAUCAUCUGGCCUUCCGUAGGAGAUAAGAUCCAGAGAAAUAGAAAGAGGUAUGAGUUGGAAAUGCAACAGGAGGCGAAGAAAAGGACACCGGGCUUCCAACGCGGUGCGCGUUCCCGUCGCUCUGGCUAUGCCUUCUCCCACUCCCGAGGAUAUGCAGACCUCAUCGCUUCUGGGAGAAGCAUUCGGAGGCGCCCCGCGUCCCGGGUUGGGCCCCAGAGCAGCAUCAGGGAGGUCCCCGAAAGAGCUGAGAACAUCUGAUGGUUGCAGACCUGGAGACCGGUGAAAACUGACACUGUGGCGGUAUUCCCAAUUCUGGGAUUACCGUUUAAAGGGGCUACUCUGUGACGACACUGCAGAGAUGCUCAAGAUUGGUAUCUCAGCAGGGAAAUGACAUUAUUAAAUUUGAGAGGAUAUUUUUGAAAGGAUAUUUAAGUGCCUUUGAAAGUAACAGAAGAACCGAGGCACUUCUUCAUCUUCUAUGCAAAGACUCUAUGCAAAACCAAAGAGAAACAACUGAUGUUUUUAGUCAUGCACUGACAGUGUGAUUGACAAUGUCAUUUAAUUUAGGAUUGUUUUUAAAACAAAAAGUUUUAUUUUAUAAAAGAUUAGUUGAGCCCACCUAACCCACAUUUCCUCCUCAUCGCUACCACCGCAACUUCAAACUGGUAUGGCUCCAUGUCCAUCGGGCGCUGGAAAUUAGCAUUUUGUAUCAAAUUUGAUUUAAAUCAAUGAUUAAAUGGAUCCAUUUAGUUCUGUCUUUUGAAACUCAUUCAAAAGAGAGCCUCAAUUUUAUUAUCAUAAUUUUAAUAUUUUAUUGUCAAAGGAGGCGUGUUACAUUCUCAGGGUAUGCAAGGUGCUUAGCCGUUAAGUGUCUUAUGUAAUUUAAUUUGUGAACGUUGUUUCUCCAGUACUGAAUCAAGUGGCUGAGAUAGCACAUGCGAUCACUUAUUUUGGAAACUCAAAUUUGUUUCAACCAAAAUCUUUAGUUUUCAUCAUAAAUUGUACACCUUGAAAAAAUAGGCUCCCCCCCCCCCCACCCCCCAUCUCCAUCAUGUAAAGACUCUUAAUCAUCUUCCCGUCUUUCAUUUUUUUCAAGCUUUUACAACUUUGUUUGUGUCUGUGUCCAUGAAAAUGAUGUCAUUUCUAUAGUCCUACAAUUUAUUUAAGAUAUCUGCUGUGAGAUUCUAAGCCAAAACUGAGACAUUGUUCUGUUACUGUAUGUUUUUAUUACUUAAUGAAUGGAGGCAGUUAACCCAGAAAUGCUCCUGUAGUAGUUGGGUUGAGUUGAUAUUUCAUCAUAUUGUUGCUAAUAAAAGCCAAGGGUAUAUGUAUUAAUCUGAAA